Messenger RNA from Neoarius graeffei (lesser salmon catfish), 2485 nucleotides. RefSeq names its product beta-1,3-galactosyl-O-glycosyl-glycoprotein beta-1,6-N-acetylglucosaminyltransferase-like. Gene Ontology annotation, cellular component: membrane. Gene Ontology annotation, molecular function: beta-1,3-galactosyl-O-glycosyl-glycoprotein beta-1,6-N-acetylglucosaminyltransferase activity. NCBI's taxonomy places the organism in Eukaryota, Metazoa, Chordata, Actinopteri, Siluriformes, Ariidae. The coding region runs from base 429 to 1694 and encodes 421 amino acids. The transcript has 2 exons. The record is from RefSeq and is a predicted model, not a curated record.
UGGUAGUAGACGGAUGCAAAUGCAGAAGUCUAUUAAAAACAGUGUGACAAACAGGCAAACGAUCCAAAUCGGCAGGCUAGAAUCAAUAACGAGGAAAUGAGCAAUGGGUUGGGAGAGGCACAAACGGACUAAAUCAGACAGACAAAAGCAAAACCAAGGAACAGAAACCCAGGAAAUCUACACGGGACCUAAGGCUCUGUAAUGUGCGCUAACGUAAUAUUUUGCAAUGAACGUGCGUAGACACAGUCCGUAUAUAGAAGUCUGUGAAGAUUCUCAGUCAUCCAGGUCAUAGUAAACUGUGGUUGGUAAAAAGAGCAACUGGACUUGCUUGAAGAUUCUUGAAGACGCUUCACCUCUCAUCCGAAAGGCUUCUUCAGUUCUGUCUGACUAAUAGGGAGUAUCAGGUGACACUACUAACAGUUUUGCUGAUGGCGUCAAUAAAAGUCCAACAGAGAAGAUUCUGGAGGUCAUUGUUAUCUGGAGUUUGUGUACUCAUACUCUUGGGCUCUCUGAUCAUCUAUGAAAAGUCAAAGAUGAAUUACAAAUCACUGAUGUUCAGAGAUGAUGAAACUCCAGAGGACGAGUGUGACUGCAAGAAAAUUUUACAAGGAGACACUGAUGAGAUUAAACGUGCUAAGAUUCUGACCAUCACAAAGAGCUUUAAGAACAUAACACGGAUUACUGAUGAACAAUAUGUCAAGCAGACGAAAGACUGUGAAAAGUUCCUGAGGACUCGGAAAUACCUCCUGUCCCCACUGAGUGAGGAGGAAGAGGCAUUCCCAGUGGCAUAUUCCAUUGUCAUUCACCACAAGGUACAGAAUUUUGAGAGGCUCCUUAGGUCCAUAUACAGCCCUCAGAAUUUUUACUGUAUCCAUGUGGACAAAAAAGCCCCCGAGUCCACUAUGAGGGCGAUUAAUGCCAUUGUCUCUUGCAUUGAUAACGUUUUCUUGGCUAGCCAGUUUGAACAGGUGGUCUACGCCAGCUGGAGUCGUGUCCAGGCUGACAUCAAUUGCAUGAAGGAUCUUUACCAGGUUAGCAACCGUUGGAAGUACUUCAUCAACCUGUGUGGGCAGGAUUUCCCCAUCAAAACCAACCUGGAGAUAGUACAUGCCCUUAAAGCACUAGCUGGUGGUAACAGCCUGGAGACUGUGAUCACACCCCAGAAUAAGGUGCAUAGAUGGAAAAAAAGAUACCAAGUGAUAAAUGGCAGAAUUCGGAGAACCAACCAAAAUAAAAAACCGCCACCCUUUGGCAUGAAGAUAUUCACAGGUGGUGCAUACAUAGUGGUGAGUCGUGAUUUUGUGCGUUAUGUGCUUGAGGACCCCAAAGCCCAGGUGUUGAUGUCAUGGUUAAAUGAUACAUACAGCCCUGAUGAAUUUAUUUGGGCUACAAUGCAACGCAUUCCUGGUGUCCCAGGGUUUCUUCGUGCACACUCUAAAUUUGACAUCACGGACUCUUACAGCAUCUCCCGGCUAAUCAAAUGGGCAGGACAUGAGGGGAACAUCAAUGCAGUGUACCCUGCCUGUCAGGGUAUUCAUGUUCGGAGUGUUUGUGUAUAUGGGGUGGGGGACCUGCAGUGGAUAACAGAGCAGCAUCAUUUAUUUGCUAAUAAAUUUGACACAGAUUUUGACCCAAUCACCAUUCGAUGCUUGGAGAAGUACCUCAGAAACAAAGCGCUAAAACAGUAUCAUUAAAUUCAUACAUGCAUACUAUAUGGACAAAAGUUUGUGGACACCUGAAUAUCAUACCCCUAUGUACUUGUUGAACAUUUCAUUCCAAAAACAUUGGGAUUAAUAUGGAGUUGGUCCAACUUUGCUUCUAUAAGAACCUCAACUCUUCUUGGGAGCCUUUCCACUAAAUUUUGGAAUGUGGCUGUGGGGAUUUGUGCCCAUUCAGCCAAAAGAGCAUUAGUGAGGUCAGGGAGUAAUGUUGGGUGAGGAGGCCUGGAGUGAAGUCAACAUUCAGAUUCAUCCCAAAGGUGUUCAGUGGGGUUGGAACAGGUGUCAUUCUGGAACAGGUUUCAGCUUCUUGGAUUUAGUGAAGGAAAAAGAAGGGAAAAAUAUUGUGUGCAUCAAACUUUGUGAAGCCACUUUGGGGAAGGUCCAUGUAUCCAUGUAUGGAUGUGAUGGUCUGGUGUGUAUAUCCUGUAUUCACAACUGUAUAUACAACUGCUGUCUCAUGUAUACUCUGUUUUUGUUCGUUUGCUGCUGCUGUUCUUGUUGGGUUUGUUUGUUUUCCUGCUUGUACAUGUUAAUUCUGUCUUACUGUUGCACUGCUUGAUGGGGCUAUUUGUUAGCUCCCGGUUUGAUAUGUGUGUGUAAUGUAAUGCUUGUUGUGAAAUUGUGGGUAUGUUGAAAAUGUAUUGCACUGUAUUCAUGUAAAUGUUGAAAUGUUUUUGGAUGUCUGCUGCUGUUCUUGGUGUUUUGGUUCCCCCACAACCUGUGAACCGGUGACAGGAUCAUGGGUGUCGAAGACUCAGUGAUUC